GAGGUGUUCAGCUGAAAUUAAUAAUUUGUUAAAAACUUCUUUCAGGGGCCUACUCUAAAGCAAUAUGAUACGUAUAUAUUUAGUUUAAGCUGGUAAAUGAAGCACAGAGACAGUAAAACAGCAGAGCUAACUAGGAGUGGAUACCACAAGGAAAAAACAAGGUUCCUCAAUCAGAGCUCCUAAUUCACAAUGAAGCCAGUGUUUUUCAGCAUGACCGUCCUGCUCAUUUCCUACAACUGUUUGAGUGACGAAUACAUUUACACAUAUUUCGGUCUGGUCAUCUGCUUCAUGCUCUGGGCUAAAAUGGUAUUCCACGCAGAAAAUGGCUUGUCGGAUGGAUUCGGCCGGGCGGUGUUGAUUACAGGUUGUGAUAGUGGAUUUGGACAUCACCUUGCAAAGAAACUGGACCGCAUGGGCUUCACAGUGUUUGCCGGAUGUUUAUGUCCUGAGGGUCCCGGGGCUCAGAGUCUGGUUGAAGAAGGCUCUGACCGUAUGAAGGUGCUCCAGCUGGAUGUGACCAAAGAUGAAGAUGUCAGCUUGGCCAAGGGUUUUGUUCAAGCAAAUUUGCCAGAGAAGGGCCUCUAUGCUGUGGUAAAUAAUGCUGGAAUCAGUGACUGGGGAGAGACCGAGUGGAGCAUUGCCAAGGACUUCCAGAAGAUGGCUGACGUUAACCUGUUUGGUGCCAUCAGAGUCACCAUCCCAUUCUUGUCACUUGUCAGAGCAUCCAAAGGUCGUAUGUUAUAUGUGUCAAGUAUCUUUUCUUUCUUCAACUGUCUGAACAUGGGAGCAUACAGUGUAUCCAAACGGGGACUGGAAGCGUUUGCAGACUGCUUGAGAGUAGAGAUGGCCAAUUUUGGAGUUAAGGAUUUAAGGAUUGCUCUAUGGUUAUCAAUGCCAUGUUACACGCUCUCACCGCUCCCAAACCUCAAACCCGAUACCUGCUCGUAUCCUGGAGAGAUAUGUUUUUCUUCUACAUAUGCCCUUUUCUCCCUGCUUGUAUCACUGAUUCUGUGUUUACUGUAAGUUCCAUGUAUCACAAGCUUAAAGUAAUGCUUUACUCAUAAUUUGUUUAUUCAUAAUAAGAAUAAGAGAGCUUGCGUUACAUCGAUGACUCAAGCCCUAUGUGUUGCUGUAAGACUGCUUUAACUCUUAACAUGAGACAUAAAAAAUUUUCCGGGACAGUUGUUCACAAAAAUACUUAAAUGUACUGAAACAUUCUUUAUUAUAAAGGCGUGUACUCCU
This is a messenger RNA of Sinocyclocheilus grahami, 1242 nucleotides long. Its product is annotated as D-beta-hydroxybutyrate dehydrogenase, mitochondrial-like. Gene Ontology annotation, biological process: steroid metabolic process. Lineage: Eukaryota; Metazoa; Chordata; Actinopteri; Cypriniformes; Cyprinidae. The transcript is spliced from 6 exons. Gene Ontology annotation, cellular component: intracellular membrane-bounded organelle. Gene Ontology annotation, molecular function: oxidoreductase activity. The record is from RefSeq and is a predicted model, not a curated record. The coding region runs from base 190 to 1023 and encodes 277 amino acids.